This is a messenger RNA of Ornithodoros turicata, 1479 nucleotides long. RefSeq lists its product as uncharacterized. The coding region runs from base 1 to 1479 and encodes 492 amino acids. The record is from RefSeq and is a predicted model, not a curated record. The transcript has a single exon. Lineage: Eukaryota; Metazoa; Arthropoda; Arachnida; Ixodida; Argasidae.
AUGCGGUCAGGAGUGAGGCAGGGGUGCCCCCUCUCCCCCCUGUUGUAUGUCUUAUGUAUUGAGCCAUUGCUACGUUGGCUUGCCUCAAAUCCGAGCAUUGCCCGAGUGGCGCUGCCGGGAAUUGGUUCGAAGCCUACCCUGUUCGCUUAUGCAGACGAUUUGACCAUCUGCACGUCUGACACAAAAUCUGUGGAGGAAGCUCUGGACGUUAUGGAUGUGUACAUGAGAGCCUCCGGGGGAAGGCUAAACAAAGCAAAGUCCUCUAUUGUGGCAAUAAACGGCGCAGUCGGUAGGACUGCAGUUGGAGACAUCCCGGUGGUGCAAAGCACGAAGGUGCUUGGGGUUCACUUUGCAAGGGGCGGAGCGUCAGGAGAGUCCUGGAAAGAAGUUGGCGACACACUACAGAGUCUCAGAGAAGAAUAUAAAGGGGUUCUAGUAAGCUUUGGUGAGAAGCGUCAGUUUAUUGUAAGCCAUAUGCUAUCAAAGAUUUGGUACCUUGGAACGUGCUUUCCCCCGUCAAAGAAAACGGCCAAGGUUUUGACGAGGAUUGUGAUGUCUUUCUUUUGGGAAGGCAAGUGUGAGAGGGUUAAACGUUCUGUAGUGCAGGCGCCUGCUGUUUUUGGCGGAUUUGACAUACCUGACAUAGGUCUCAAGUGCGACGCUUUGGCCAUGGCCCAAAUUUGUAGAAUCCUAGAUGAUGAUGACCAUAUCGCGAAGCCUUUGAUGCUUUAUUGUAUGGGCACCGGGAGUCGAGUGUUUUCGGGUUCCCUGAACCACACGGUUCCAAUGGCGGAAACGCCAACGGUUUUCUAUUCGGGAAUCAUAAGGCAUGCAAGCAUUGUUCAGCAAGCUGUUCCCUCUGGAAGUUUGGCGUACAUGCGUACGAACGAUUUGUUCCAUGAGCUGUACAAAAGAUUUGGCAUGAAUGACAUAAGGAUAGCGCCCUUGGAAAAUAGGGGACUUGUGGUAUCGAACUUGCUACAAGGGGACAGAGCCGAUAUCGCUUGGGAGUUGUCCCACAAUAUACUGCCUGUUAACACUCGACUUUUUAGGUUCCAUUUUGUGUCCUCCAUGAACUGCGAUGUGUGCGGUGGUAUCGAAAACCACCGUCAUGUGUUUUUUGAAUGUGUUCUGGCUGAAGCUUUGUGGCGCAAGGCCGCUACUGUAUUCCGUGUACCACGAAUAAUCUAUGAAACUGUACUGUACUCCGACCCACUCCCUGUUACUACUGGCCGAGUUCCGUCCUUCGUGCUCCUCAUGGGAGAGAUAAAAUAUGAAAUAUGGACAUCAAGAAAGAGGAGGAUAUAUGGAGGAACCAGUGAAUCACUUCGGAAAUCGUCCUUUUAUAUUGGGUUGAACAUCCGUAAAAAGUUACAAGCCGAGUUGGAGACACUUGAUGAACUGGAUUUUAAAAGGCGAUGGAAAAAACACAGGCUUCUGUUCUCCAUAGCAGAGAAGAAAGUGAAAGUUAGCUUUUAG